Molecule: messenger RNA, 435 nt
Organism: Adineta ricciae
Lineage: Eukaryota; Metazoa; Rotifera; Eurotatoria; Adinetida; Adinetidae
Source: the annotation of a GenBank genome assembly
AUGGGUUCGAAAUUUCAAAUCAACGACAUUUCGAAUGAUAAGGUCGAUCUUGAAAUUAAGCGAGUCACAUUAACAGUACGUGACUUUCAUUUGACGCUCGUAGACGAAAUGAAAGUGAAAAUCCAGCAGUCAUCUCAAACCACUCUCAACAUUCUCCUUGCUCGCUAUUUAAUUGAGCUCGGUGAGAAUCGAGCUAGUAAACAAUAUUUCAAUCAACUUCUAGACAAUAAACAACAUCAAAAUGACUCGAAUUUAGUCGCUGUUUACAACUAUUUUGGGAUAAUCUAUUUUCGACUAGGUUUCUACGAUGAAGCAUUAGAUUCCUAUAGAAAAGUACUCGAUGUUCAAAUGCAAUUCCAAUUCUCCGAUAAUUAUGUGGGCCAAGCACACUUUAGUAUCAAUCAAUUGGACGAAGCUCAAGAGAAUCUUGAAUAA